UUCCAAGGACACUUGUAUAUAUUUGCAGGCUACAUGCUGUGUUUCAGUCGCAGAACUAAAGCUGGGAACAGGAUGCCUUUCCAGGUGGUCUCCCUUCUCCUGGUCUCACUCAGCUUUGUGGUGAUGGAGGAAAAUGGCACCAGGGCAAACACAAAGAUCCUACAGAGACGGUAUUCCGAGGGGACGUUAGCAAGUGAUUACAGUCGAACUCUAGACAGCAUGCUGAAGAAGAAUUUUGUGGAGUGGCUCUUGACCAGAAGAGAAAACAAUAUGGAUAAUAGCAUUGACCCAUCCAAGAGAGAAAUUGAAUCCCCAGCAUUAAACACAAACUCUCAAGGAUCUGAAGCUGGAUCUCAGGGACCAAAGGAUUUUUUAAUUUGCACUCUACAACAAAGCCUUAUUCUGCCAAAUGGUUUUAAUCAGUGGAAAGACAUCUUGAAUCCGGAAUUUCUGGACUGGCUGAUUUCUGCUGACUUCUGCAGGCCAAUGGGUCAGUAGCUCCAGGGCUUCCUGAAGAAAGGAGAUGGGUUCGCUUCUUUCUCUUGUUUGCUUUGUACCUUUUGCUGAUGAGAGUCGGUCUUAAUUAUGCAAAAAUAAUAAAAAAUAAUCUAUGCUCUAA
Messenger RNA from Heteronotia binoei (common prickly gecko), 619 nucleotides. Its product is annotated as gastric inhibitory polypeptide-like. The transcript has 5 exons. Gene Ontology annotation, biological process: regulation of fatty acid biosynthetic process; response to starvation; regulation of insulin secretion. Gene Ontology annotation, molecular function: hormone activity; glucagon receptor binding. Gene Ontology annotation, cellular component: extracellular region. The record is from RefSeq and is a predicted model, not a curated record. Bases 34 to 498 code for a protein of 154 amino acids. Lineage: Eukaryota; Metazoa; Chordata; Lepidosauria; Squamata; Gekkonidae.